GAGUCGAGAGGGCAUGUGAUUGUCUGACUGAACUAAAAACAACACGAGGAAACAAAGCGUCUCAAACUGUCCGAAACAUUCGCAGCUUGGGCUCCCAUCACUCAGCAGCAGACAUGGAUUGCGGAAUUCUAACAUCUAAAACCGUUCUUUUAUUUCUCAGUGUAAUAUUUUGGGCUGCUGGAGCGGCCCUCGCGUAUGUUGGCUCUUAUGUGAUAAAGAGCUACAACAGCUUUGAAGACUUUGUAUCUAAUAAGUACUCCGUCAUCCCAGCAGCCAUUAUAAUCGGUGUGGCUGUGGUCAUGUUUGUCAUCGGGAUCGUUGGCUGCUGUGCAACUCUGAGGGAGUCCAAAGUCGGUUUAGGCUUUUUUCUUCUCAUCAUCAUGAUAAUCUUCGCAGCCGAGGUUACUGCUUUUGUGUUUGGCUUCAUCUACAGGGGAAGAAUUAAGGGUGACCUAGAAAAGUCAAUGAACAGUGUCUUUCAAAAGUAUGAUGGUGUGGACAGUGAAACCCAUGCAGUGGAUUACUUGCAAUUCCAAUUGGAGUGCUGUGGGGUGAAUAACAUCACAGACUGGACUGCAAUGCCAUGGUUUGGCCAACAUAACAACUCUGUGCCACAUUCCUGCUGCAAAGCAAAUGCUACACAAUGCACUGGCCAACUCACCCAACUAGAUCUUCUGAACACACAGGGAUGUGAAGCUAAACUGGAGCAGAUGCUUCAGGAUGUGCUUAGUUAUGCAAUGUUGGUCAUCCUGGGAUUUGCCAUCAUUAAGUUGUUUGGGAUGCUCAGCAUCUGUGUCAUUGCCUGCAGAAGCAAGAAGAAUGACUAUCAGCCUCUGUAUGCGUGAUGGUAACAUCUCCUGAAUCACUCUCUUGGGACAGUCGCUACAUUCUCGCUACUGUGCAGCUAAACACAGCCUCACUGGCACCAUAAACAUCAGUGGUUUGAAGGUGUGACUAUUCCAAACAUUUAGUUAAAAAAAUUAAUUGUAAUGCCUUUUGGUUUGAGUGCAAAAGUCCAACUUGAAUGAGAAAUGCUGACGGGAACCACACAAGUGUGUGGUCAGAAAAACACAGAACAUUAUCAAAUGAUCAAAGAGGUGUCUGAAAACCAUGUGACAUUCUUAAGUAGCUUUGACAAUUAAUGUUUAUGCUAGCCCUUGACAAAUAUUGUACGUCUAUGUCUCCAACUCCACACAAGUUUUAGGAAAUGUUAUAUAGCAGCACUUCACCAAAUGUAUUUAAAAUGUAGACUUUGUAUGUAAACUUUAGAGUUGAUAGAUGCACUUCAUUUUUAAGGAUUUUAUGUCAAAUGAUGUCUUAUAGUUGUCUGUGUACGUGCAGGGUUUUUUUUUUUGGCUGCUGUCCAAAUUAUACCUGUCUUAUACUCGUCUGUGUUUAUUAUGUUCAUUAAAAGAAUUUAGCUCAA
Messenger RNA from Sinocyclocheilus grahami, 1426 nucleotides. RefSeq names its product tetraspanin-3-like. NCBI's taxonomy places the organism in Eukaryota, Metazoa, Chordata, Actinopteri, Cypriniformes, Cyprinidae. The record is from RefSeq and is a predicted model, not a curated record. Gene Ontology annotation, cellular component: plasma membrane. The transcript is spliced from 7 exons. Bases 114 to 845 code for a protein of 243 amino acids.